AUGGGCGCUGGUCAACUGUCGAAGCCCGUUCGUGAAUCGAUUUUCAUCCAAGUGAGGUCUCGGUCCAGUGAGUUCUGCUGUGACGUCAGUUUCCUCGUGAUGAACAAGGUUACUGCUAAUCUUCCCGCACAAGACGUGUCUAGAAUAGGUUGGAGGAUUCCAAAGGAAAUCACGCUUGUCGAUCCCGAGUUCCAUCGAAGUCAACCGAUAGAUUUAGUGCUAGGUGCCAAGCACUUUCAUGCCUUUUUCCCCACUGCUGUUCGACUACAGAUCGACGACCGAUUACCGUUGCUGGUGGAGAGUGUAUUUGGGUGGGUUGUUGCUGGAUCCGCUUCCUGCAUUAGGUCUGGUGGUGUUUCAGAUGGUGAUGAAGAGCUACAAUCGACGGUAGUUUCAAUGGUUUCCCUCGAGCAGAUCAUCGAAAGGUUCUGGAUGACUGAGAGUUCAUCUACCAACGACACUUACUCGGUAGAAGAAAGGUUCUGUGAAACGCUCUUCCAGUCCACUACAACCCGUAACGAUGAAGGACGCUAUGUGGUACGAUUACCCCGAAAACCCAAUUUCAACAUUAUGCUGAAUGACUCGAAAGCAAGCGCUCUCAAACGCUAUCAACUACUUGAACGACGACUGGAUAGGAACCCAGAACUGAAGGAAGAAUACGACAAAUUCAUGCGGGAAUAUCUCUCCCUUGGUCACAUGAAACUGGUCAACGCGGAAGACGAUCAAGCUCCCGUGUCAUAUUACCUGCCUCACCAUGCCGUGAUUAAGGACACAAGCACGACCACCAAGUUCAGAGUCGUUUUCGACGGCUCUUCCAAGGCUUCGUCCGGCUUCUCCCUCAACGAAGCUCUUUGCGUUGGACUGCAAAGAAUCCAUUAG
Molecule: messenger RNA, 879 nt
Organism: Toxorhynchites rutilus septentrionalis
Lineage: Eukaryota; Metazoa; Arthropoda; Insecta; Diptera; Culicidae
Exons: 1
Coding region: 1-879 (292 amino acids)
Source: RefSeq, a predicted model, not a curated record